Messenger RNA from Trypanosoma cruzi, 816 nucleotides. RefSeq names its product mucin-associated surface protein (MASP), putative. Lineage: Eukaryota; Euglenozoa; Kinetoplastea; Trypanosomatida; Trypanosomatidae. The transcript has a single exon. The record is from RefSeq and is a predicted model, not a curated record. The coding region runs from base 1 to 816 and encodes 271 amino acids.
AUGAUGAUGAUGACUGGCCGCCUGCUGUUGCUAUGUGCCCUCUGUGUGCUGUGGUGCGGUGCCGGCGGUGGUGGAUGUUCUGAAGCAGAUCUAGCCCUUCCGGGUACUGGUUUGACCGACAACGGCAAUAAUUCUGAAGGUAAAAACAACACAACUGAUGGCGUUGGAGGAGGUGGCCCAAUCGGUCAACCGGCAGCAUCACAACCAGCAGCACCAUCAUCGGUGCCUGUAUCGGAAACGAAAGCGGAAUCGGCGCUAAAAACCGGAGCAAAGGCAUCAGAAACGGCAGAAGAAACGAUAGAAAAAAAUAAAAAAACGGAAAACGGGGGAAAUGGGGAGGCGAAUCAGGAUGCGGAUGAAGAAGAUGAAGGGGAAGAUGAAGGGGAAGAUGAAGAGGGAGAGGAAGUGGAAUUGGGUGAUGGCAAGGAGGAAAAAAAAGAGACGGAGGAAGAGAAAAAGCAAGAAGAAAAAGAUGAUACCAGAACUACAAAGAGGAUUUCGGCAGGCGGUCAGGAAGAGCCAAUUUUAUCUUCUCGUGUGGAGGAAGCAUCGAAUAAAACAAAACCCCAAAGCACUCAAACAACUGGCGACAAAGAUCCAGCAGCUGAUGGUGCAGUGACACAAGAAGAAAAACAAAAUGGAAAUAAAGAAGCCAAUCCGAAGGAAACACCAGUCGAAUCCACCGUAAUGAAAACCACAGCGGCGACGACUGGCGACAGUGACGGCAGCACCGCGGUCCCCCACACCACCUCCCCUCUUUUGCUUCUUCUUCUUCUUGUUGCGUGUGCGGCUGCUGCUGCGGUGGUGGCCGCGUGA